AUGAACACCACCCCUGAAAAAUCUGACAUUUCUGUUUCGUCCGUUGACACGGAGGAUUUGCCAGAUCUCAAUCUUAGUGAUCAGGAAAGUGGCAAAGAAGAUGAACAAGAGUGGAACGAGGAUCCUGGUCCAGUUGUUGUUAAUCCGUUCAUCGCGAAUACCAGCCUUGUCAGGGAUGUUCAAGGUUAUUUGACCAUAAAAUUUUUUAAUCUAAUGUUUAAGGACAGCAAUUUUGACAGAAUUGCAGAGGAAACGAAUUGUUAUGCGCGGCAAGCUAUGGUAACAAAACCAGACAUUGCUUGGUGUGAAAUUGAUACCGAAAAAGUGAAGGCAUUCUUUGCAUUAAAUAUCCUGUUUGGGAUUAAACAAUUGCCUGAAGUCCACUUAUACUGGUCCAAAAAUCAGCUUCUCCGAGUCCCAGAAGUGCAAAAGAUUUUUCCAUGGAACCAAUUUGCCAAAAUAUCACAAUAUCUUCAUCUAAACAAUAAGAGAAGAGAAUUGCCACGUGGGCACGCAAACCACAACAAAUUGUUCAAAGUGCAACCUCUUCUCGAUUCUGUUGUAGAGGCCAUUAAAAGCGAGUACAGGCCGUCGAAAAAUAUUUCGAUCAAUGAGGCAAUGAUUCCUUUUAAAGGAAGACUUUCCCUUAAACAAUACAUGCCAUGUCCACAAUCUUACUCGAUCCUUGAUUUGCUUCGAGAUCAAAUUUAUGUUAAUGGAAAUCGACAAGGUAUCCCCUGUGCAAUUGCCCCUUCGACUCAAAGAGUCAAGCGACUUUGUCAAGGAGAGUCGUUGUUUCUUCGUAAAGAGAACAUUGUUGUUACUGUAUGGAAAGAUAAGAAGCCAAUAUAUUUUUUGAGCUCUCAGUCCGAUCCCGUGGGGAAUGACACCGUCAUGAAGACAUACAACAACAACAUGGGCAGUGUAGACUUGAACGAUCAGACAUGGGGCUACUACAUGGCUGGAAGAAAAUUGAAAAAGUGGUGGCGUUGUCUCACGUGGUUCUUUGUUGAUGUUGCCAUUGUAAAUGCUUAUAUUUUGGAGAAACUCUCCCCGCAUCACUGAUCAAGAACUCAACUGGCCUUUCGUUUAGAUCUUGUGAAGUUACUUAUCGGAAAUUUUUUGGCACAGCGAUUGUCUGCAAGUUCUGGGCACCUAGAAGGAGGGCAUUGGCCCAUCAAGUUCUCUAAAGGUCACUGUAAGCGCUGUUUAAAGCGAAACAAGGAAAUGUGGUGCCGAAUGGCGUGUGAACUUUGCGCAAACGCAUUUGUUUAGACUGUUUUAAGAACCAU
This is a messenger RNA of Pocillopora damicornis (cauliflower coral), 1292 nucleotides long. RefSeq names its product piggyBac transposable element-derived protein 4. The record is from RefSeq and is a predicted model, not a curated record. NCBI's taxonomy places the organism in Eukaryota, Metazoa, Cnidaria, Anthozoa, Scleractinia, Pocilloporidae.